Messenger RNA from Pyrenophora tritici-repentis Pt-1C-BFP, 1602 nucleotides. RefSeq names its product PotE, Amino acid transporter. Gene Ontology annotation, cellular component: membrane. The record is from RefSeq and is a predicted model, not a curated record. Gene Ontology annotation, molecular function: L-amino acid transmembrane transporter activity. NCBI's taxonomy places the organism in Eukaryota, Fungi, Ascomycota, Dothideomycetes, Pleosporales, Pleosporaceae. Gene Ontology annotation, biological process: amino acid transmembrane transport.
AUGGCGACUACAUUGGACGACGAUGCAAAGGUUGCGCGGUACACUAACAACGAAACGUCGCCCCCUCCCCCGAUUUACGAAGACGGCAGCGUACAAGACGAUAAUGCGUACGUCUACGAUGACUCGCAGAAAUUGGGUUACACGGCCACGGUGUUUGUCAUCUUGAACAAGAUGAUUGGUACCGGGAUUUUCUCGACCCCUUCCGGUAUCUUCGCUGUGACGGGAUCUGUUGGUGUAUCGCUCUUUCUCUGGAUCAUUGGCGGAGUCAUCACCUUCUGUGGACUGUCUGUAUUCCUGGAGUUUGGUCUCGCCAUCCCGCGGUCUGGUGGUGAGAAGAACUACUUGGAGCGCGUGUAUCGUCACCCAAAGUAUGUUGCGACAUGUGUUCUCGCAUCACAAAUGCUUCUGCUGGGCUUCUCAUCCGGCAACUCCUUGGCAUUCGGCCGCUAUGUAUUGUUCGCUUCCGGCUCAGAAGCGCCCGAUGGCUGGGCAGCGCGUGGUAUUGCAGUGGCAUGCGUAACCUUCUGUGUCGGCUUGCAUUCUACCUUUCCAAAGUGGGGGAUCCGCCUCUUCAACGUCCUCGGAGUCUUCAAAGUCUUUAUCCUUCUCUUCAUCAUCUGUUCAGGCUUUGCUGCCUUGGCAGGCCAUUUGAAGAUUGAACAGCCGCACAACUUCGACAAUGCGUUCAAGCUAGAAAUUGGUGAUGGUUAUGGUGGUGGCGGUGCAUACGCCUACUGCCAAGCCUUACUGCGUAUUAUAUAUUCCUACAAGGGAUGGGAAAAUGCAAACUAUGUCCUAGGCGAAAUCCGCAACCCGCGUAAAACCCUCUCCUGGUCCGCCCCCCUCGCCGUCGGCGGCACCACAAUCCUCUAUGUCCUCGCAAAUGUCGCCUACUUCGCCGCGAUUCCCAAAUCUGACCUCGCAAAAUCCGAAGUCAUAGUCGCCGGACUUUUCUUCCGCAACGUCUUCGGCAACAGCGCCGGUGCCCGUAGCCUCCCCGCCUUCGUCGCCUUGAGCAAUCUCGGCAACGUCCUCGCCGUCAGCUUCGCUCACGCGCGUCUGAACCAGGAAUUUGCAAAGGAAGGUCUCAUUCCCUGGAGUCGUAUCUGGGCUUCUAACAAACCCUUCAACGCUCCUGCCGCUGCACUUUUUCUUCACUGGCUCAUCACCGUCAUUGUACUUGUUGCGCCCCCCGCUGGACCUGCGUAUAACUUCAUAACGGAUCUUUACACCUACCCCGGCGCCUGGAUCAACGCUUUCGUAACCGCCGGUCUCAUAUACCUGCAAUACACCAAGAGCGAACGCUGGGAGUCGCCAUGGCACACCUACCUCCCCAUCGCCCUGCUGUACCUUGCCGCAAACGUUUUCCUCGCGCUCGUCCCUUUUAUCCCGCCAGAUGGCGAUUGGAACGCAGAUGGAUACCCGUACUACGUGUUUCCUGUUGUGGGUGUCGGUGUGUUGCUGCUGGGCGUGGUGUAUUGGGCUUGCUGGACAAAGGUGUGGCCGAAGUUUGGGGGGUAUAGAAUUGUUAGUGAGAGGUAUGAGGAUGAGAGAGGGGUUGAGCAUGUUAAGUAUAUCAAGGUUUACAUAAAAAAGGACUGA